AUGGAGAACAAUAUUAAACUAAGUGAGGUGGUCGGGAGAGGAGAAGACGGUAGUAUUUUGAAAGAGGACUUUAUAAAUAGAUCAUUUAUAGAUAGAUCACUAAUUUUCACAGAAGGUGCGCAUAUCAAUUUCUUAGCCAAACAGACAGGAGCUAUCCUCCCUCAUGUAGUCCAGAAAACCCCCAACACCCGCUGCAGAUACCACACCCCAAAAAAGAUGCCUGUCUCUCCUGGCGAUCCUGAGACCAGGGAAGAUAGGACAGAGCCUCUGAAUGGUUUCCAGAAUGCCAUGGUGAAGACCAUGAUUGCUGCUCUGAAGAUUCCUCACUUCGGUUCCUCUGAUGAGGUUGGAGGGAUGUAUGCCAAGCCAAUGCUUCUGCCCCCGGAGGUGGCCGUCAGAGCUUUGGAAAAGAUCCAGGUGCUGCCCAGGUUUAACUCCUGUGAUGAGGUAGUGAAGGCAUACAUGAACGUCAGCUGGUCUGUCGAUCAUCAUGUGAUAAACGUUGCCACCAUGUCCUGCUUCUCAAUCCUCUAG
Messenger RNA from Carassius gibelio (silver crucian carp), 534 nucleotides. RefSeq names its product lipoamide acyltransferase component of branched-chain alpha-keto acid dehydrogenase complex, mitochondrial-like. Lineage: Eukaryota; Metazoa; Chordata; Actinopteri; Cypriniformes; Cyprinidae. Gene Ontology annotation, cellular component: cytoplasm; mitochondrion. The record is from RefSeq and is a predicted model, not a curated record. Gene Ontology annotation, molecular function: lipoic acid binding; acetyltransferase activity. Bases 1 to 534 code for a protein of 177 amino acids. The transcript is spliced from 5 exons.